CCUCUGCUGUCGCCUCAGCAGCAGCAGCAGCUACAACAAAUCAAAAUAAACUUCGGCCCUGCGGACAUUUUGAAGCACCAACUAGCCGCCGUCGCCGCACUUCGCCGCGUCGCGCCGCUCACCAAGUUCUUUUCAAUUUUGAUUCGCAGCAGCGCGCAUCUAGCGUCAACGUCAAGCGUCAGCGUCGAGCUGGCUGCACCAGCAAAAACAGCUGAUUAACAUGUUGUUCGGGCCGAACGGCUGGCAACUGCACUGCUAAUUGGGAGAGUUUAGAGCCAACCCACGACGACAACAACAACAACAACAACAACAACAACAAAGCGAACCAGCAAGAGGGGGAGAAGGUAGCCAAGAGCUAAGAAGAGCAAACACAACAGCAAAACAAAGGAAAAAAGGGGCGCCUUAAUUAAUCACAGUUAGGUCUGUUAUGAGCAGCAACAACUACAAAGUGAACCGUAGCAGGAAUUGAAAAAAAGAGAGUGUGAGAGAGAUAGAGAGUGCCAGCCAAUAAGAGCGCGACUGGCCUGCAAACGCGUGCAGCUUACAGUUAUAAGCGGCGCCUGAAAGUAGAAGACAGUAUUACAGCAGCCAAGUUAAGCUAAAUAUAUACUUAUACGUAUAAGACAGCAAAUAUAAAAAGUGACAUUAAAGCGAGAUCACUUAGAGAUAGUUAUAACUUUUACUUAUUACACUUAUACUCAAAAGAAGUAUAAGACUUAAUACCGAGCGACAGCAAGAGCUUAUACUUAUACAUAUAAAACAUAGCAACAACAAGAGACGUUAAAGAGCGCGCGAGCUCAACGCAAGACACUAUAAUCUCGCACCAAUUGGUCAGCGAAUACAAACAACUCAAAAGAGUCCCAACAGCAGUAUAAGACGCAUUGAUUGGUCAACAGUAAGGAAUUAUCUUAAUAUUUAACAGAAUGUUAUCGCCAUCGCUGUUACACCCGCUGUUAACAGCUCUAGUGCUGUUAACGCUAGCAUCAAUUUCGCUUGGCCACAGAGAUUGGAUGCAGAACUGCAGCAAUUGCCAUUGCCACUGGAAUUCGGGCAAGAAGAGCGCCGACUGCAAGGGCAAGAAAUUGACAAAGAUACCGCAGGACAUGAGCAACGAGAUGCAGGUCGUGGACUUCUCACAGAAUCAAAUACCGGAGCUGCGCCGCGAGGAAUUCCAAGUGGCCGGACUACAAAAUUUGCACAAAAUAUAUUUGCGUAACUGCACGAUACAAGAGGUUAAUCGCGAUGCGUUCAAGGGCCUGCCUAUUCUAAUCGAGCUGGACAUGUCGAGCAACCGUAUUAAACAGCUGCAUCCGAGCACUUUUGAAGGACUGGAGAAGCUGCGCAUUGUCAAUAUCAACAACAACGAGAUCGAAGUACUCGAAAGUCGCUUGUUCAUCAAUUUGCCGUUUCUGUCGCGCGUCGAGUUCAACAACAAUCGCCUAAAGCAGGUGCAGCUGAACGUGUUUGGCGGUCCGCUGAGCUCCAUUUCACUGGAACAGAAUCAGCUGACGCACUUGAACAAGGAGACCUUUGCCAAUCUACCCAAGCUGAUGUAUCUCUCGCUGCAGGGCAAUUCGUGGAACUGCAGCUGCGAGCUGCAGGAGUUUCGUGACUUUGCCAUAGCCAAGCGCCUCUAUACACCGCCCACCGAUUGCCGGGAGCCGCCACAGUUGCGUGGCAAACUGUGGAGCGAGGUGCCGUCGGAGAACUUUGCUUGCCGCCCUCGUAUACUCGGCUCUGUGCGCUCCUUUGUCGAGGCCAAUCACGAUAAUAUCACGUUGCCCUGCCGCAUCGUUGGCACGCCGCGACCCAAUGUCACAUGGAUCUACAACAAGCGACAAUUGAAUCCGAAUCCCAAUGAUCAACAUUUCCGCAUACUGAACUCGGUGGGCGAACAGGUGAACGGACAGCAACCACCUGUUCAGGUGUUGACCUCUGAGCUGCGCAUCUACGGCGUACGGAAUUCGGAUAAGGGCGUCUACACAUGCGUCGCCGACAAUCGAGGUGGCAAAGCGGAAGCUGAGUUCCAGCUGCUGGUGAAUGGCGACUAUCUGGGAGCAGCAGCUGCCUCGGAUGGUUUGGCUGGCAUCAGUGGAGCUAUUGGCGCCUCGACCAGUGACCCCCAGACGAGCAUCAUCUUAGUGAUCUGUCUGAUUGUGACGACAUUUCUUGUGCUGCUCAUCUGCCUGGUACUGACACUGUUCUGGUAUUGUCGUCGGGUAAAGACCUAUCAGAAGGACAACACAAUGAUGAGCGGCGAUGGUUUGAUCUCUUGCAAACUGGACAAGACACACAAUAGCUCGAUGCUGGAGGGAUCUGUGAUCAUGGAGAUGCAAAAGAGCCUGCUCAACGAGGUGAAUCCAGUUGAGAAACCACCGCGACGUACUGACAUCGAGAGUGUCGAUGGCGGAGACGAUGGACAUGAGAUCAAGAAGACCUUACUCGAUGAGACGGCAUACGCCAAUCAUACGCGCGACGACGAGACGCACUCGGUGGCGCUGUCGGACACGACGACCACGCCCCGUUCGCGGCACGCCUACGUAGAUGAUGCAUACGGUAAUAGCUUGCCACCGGAUCUGCUGGCCUUUCCGGCCCGUGUGCCACCCACCUCGCCCUCUAUGCAGUCCUCGCAGUCGAACAUACCCGAUCAGGUUAUCUACGGCAUACGCUCCCCACCGCCACCACUAACCAGUCCCGUCUACGCACACAUGACGCCCCACGGUAUCUACGGCACCACAACGACAACGAUGGCCGCACACAAUGGCUUCAUGACCCUGCAGCAUCCCAAGUCUCGUAAUCUCGCCCUCAUCGCCACCGCCAAUAGCCGUCACCAGCAGCAGCAGCAACAGCACCUGGCUGCUGCACUGCAUCAUCAGCAACCCGGUUCGUCCUCUGCCUCGCCCUUCUUGCCAGCGCCCGUUGUCUAUUCGCCCGCUUCCAGUGCCGUCGUGAUGAAGCAGGGCUACAUGACCAUUCCACGCAAGCCGCGCGUGCCCAGUUGGGCGCCGAGCACAUCCAAUGCGGCUGCAGCAGCGGCCGCCGCUGCCGCUGCUGCCGCACAGCAUCAGCUCGGUGAAUUCCAAUCGCCCACUUCACCGAAUCCCAGCGAAACGGGCACGGCGACAACUGUGGAGCUGCAAGCGGAACCGGUUUACGAUAAUUUGGGAUUGCGCACAACGGCGGGCGGUAAUUCAACUUUGAAUUUGCACAAGGUACAGGGCGGCGGCGCACAGGGUGCACAGGGUGCACAGCAACAACAGCAACAGCAACAGUAUACCAUGCGUGAUCGCCCAUUGCCAGCCACGCCCAGUUUGACAUCGGUAGCAUCGGCCACAGCCAGCAAGAUCUACGAGCCCAUACAUGAGCUAAUACAGCAGCAAGCACAACAGCAACAACAGCAGCAGCAACAACAACAACAACAACAACAACAACACUUAUACAAUUCGGAUACGGAACCUUUAUAUGGUGGCCGCCAUUACGGUAUUACGAUAUUGCCCGGUUCGAGCAUUAGCGGCGCUGGCUUGAAUUCGCCGUCGUCUGCUGGCGCUGCCGCUGCACCUGCGCCAAUGGCAAUGGCAACAGCGACGCCUGGCGGCGAUUCGCCGAAAAUGGCUAAAAUACCACCCAGGCCGCCGCCAAAGCCCAAAAAGAAAAUGUCCGUCACGGCGACGCGCAGCGGCCAAGGCAGCACCAGCCAGCUGUUUGAUGACGAAGGCGAAGACGGCACCGAGGUUUAAUUUGGCAAGAAAUAAACACACAGACAGAUGCCCCUUACAUCCCCUCCCCCUCUCUCUACCCCUUCCUCUCAAAUAAAA
Drosophila hydei is the source of this 3815-nucleotide messenger RNA. RefSeq lists its product as uncharacterized. Gene Ontology annotation, molecular function: protein binding. The coding region runs from base 924 to 3737 and encodes 937 amino acids. NCBI's taxonomy places the organism in Eukaryota, Metazoa, Arthropoda, Insecta, Diptera, Drosophilidae. The record is from RefSeq and is a predicted model, not a curated record. The transcript has 4 exons.